GAGUAUGGAAAUAGACAACCACACUUGUUUAAAAAACAAAUCAUAUCUAUUUUUAAAAAAAUUAAAAUUUGAGUAUGAUCUAUUAUUUGUUAUAUGUGUGUUUGAUUCUAAGAUGGCAAAAAAUGAUUUUGAAUUAAUUGAUUCUGUAAAAUUCAUUUUACUAAGAAUUGAGUUUGUAGGUAAAGUUAUUUAUGUUUGAAUAUAUUAAUAUAAAAAAUGAGUUUUUUUUUUUUUGAACGUAUAAAAAAUGAGUUGAAUAAUAGAUUUCAGUGUAAAUAUCACGUUUAGACACGAGAAAAAUUUAAUAUCCACUCGGGUUUUAAAAACAGCAACAUCUAAAACAAACUUGAAAACAUUAAGAUGGCUACUUCUAACAAAAACAUGUUGCUAAAUUACGUUCCAGUUUAUGUCAUGCUCCCACUUGGAGUUAUUAAUGUUAACAAUGUCUUUGAAGAUCCAGAUGGACUUAAGGAACAACUGGUGCAGCUACGAGCAGCAGGCGUCGACGGUGUCAUGGUUGAUGUCUGGUGGGGGAUCAUUGAACAGAAAGGACCUAAGGAGUAUGAUUGGAGUGCUUAUAAGAGCUUGUUUCAGGUUGUUCAAGAAUGUGGUUUGAAACUACAAGCUAUAAUGUCAUUUCAUCAAUGUGGUGGAAAUGUAGGGGAUGUUGUUAACAUCCCAAUUCCACAGUGGGUUCUUGACAUUGGAGAAUCGGAUCCGGAUAUCUUCUACACAAACCGUUCCGGAACUAGGGACAAGGAAUAUCUGAGUGUUGGUGUUGAUAACAAACCUAUCUUUCAUGGAAGAACAGCCAUUGAGAUAUACAGUGAUUACAUGAAGAGUUUCAGAGAAAACAUGUCAGAAUUUUUGAAGUCAGAGCUAAUUAUAGACAUUGAAGUUGGCCUUGGCCCAGCAGGAGAACUCCGAUACCCGUCUUAUCCACAAAAUCAAGGAUGGGUAUUUCCUGGAAUCGGAGAGUUUCAGUGCUAUGACAAAUAUUUGAAGGAAGAUUUCAAAGCGGCUGCAGCGAGGGCUGGCCAUCCUGAAUGGGAACUACCGGAUGACGCUGGCACGUACAAUGACGUACCAGAAUCUACUGAAUUCUUCAAAACAAAUGGAACAUACCUCACUGAGAAAGGGAAAUUCUUCUUAACUUGGUAUUCUAACCAAUUGCUGAAUCACGGUGAUCAAAUCCUUGAUGAAGCCAAUAAAGCUUUCCUGGGCUGUAAAGUCAAAUUAGCAAUCAAAGUAUCUGGAAUUCACUGGUGGUACAAAGUUCCGAAUCAUGCUGCUGAACUUACUGCUGGAUAUUACAACCUUGAUGAUAGAGAUGGAUACCGUCCCAUUGCAAAAGUGGUGUCUCGUCAUCAUGGCAUUUUGAACUUUACAUGUCUUGAGAUGAGGAACUCAGAACAAAGCUCAGAUGCACAAAGUGCACCGCAGGAACUUGUUCAGCAGGUAUUGAGUGGAGGUUGGAGAGAAAACAUUGAAGUUGCUGGAGAAAAUGCACUUUCAAGGUAUGAUGCCACAGCUUAUAACCAAAUCAUACUGAAUGCAAGACCACAAGGUGUCAACAAAGACGGACCUCCAAAACUUCGGAUGUAUGGAGUAACAUACCUUCGUCUAUCAGAUGAACUAUUGGAGGAAACAAAUUUUGAUAUAUUCAAAAAAUUUGUGGUAAAGAUGCAUGCAGAUCAGAGUCACAGUGAUGAUCCUCAAGAGUACAAUCAUGCCAUACCACCAUUAAAGCGAUCAGGACCAAAUAUUCCUGUUGAUGAUCUUCUUGAAGCAACUAAGCCAAUACCGCCGUUCCCGUGGGAUUCAGAAACAGAUAUGAAGGUUGAUGGUUGAUAUGGGAAGAAUGGUUAAAAUAUCAGCUGAAAGUAAUAUCCACUUCUCAGGAUUUGAAUAAAGCACCUACCUACAUGUGCAAUGCAACUAAUAUUCGAAUAAUGAUGUAUAUGUCUAAACUAUAGACAUAUCUACUGGUUUGUACUUUCAUAUGUGUGUUUUCCUAUGUGCGAGUUUAAUAAACUAUGUUAUUGAGGCACA
This is a messenger RNA of Trifolium pratense (red clover), 2052 nucleotides long. RefSeq names its product beta-amylase. Gene Ontology annotation, biological process: polysaccharide catabolic process. Gene Ontology annotation, molecular function: beta-amylase activity. The transcript has 7 exons. The coding region runs from base 361 to 1851 and encodes 496 amino acids. Lineage: Eukaryota; Viridiplantae; Streptophyta; Magnoliopsida; Fabales; Fabaceae. The record is from RefSeq and is a predicted model, not a curated record.